This is a messenger RNA of Centruroides sculpturatus (bark scorpion), 1215 nucleotides long. RefSeq lists its product as uncharacterized. The transcript has 3 exons. The record is from RefSeq and is a predicted model, not a curated record. NCBI's taxonomy places the organism in Eukaryota, Metazoa, Arthropoda, Arachnida, Scorpiones, Buthidae. Bases 1 to 1215 code for a protein of 404 amino acids.
AUGUACAACAAUCUAGUGACCAAUGUUCUUUGUAUCUUGGAUUCUAUUAAAUCUCAAAAUAUAAUAGAACAUGUACAACAAUCUAGUGACCAGUCUGUACAGGAUGUAAAUGAUAAAAAUGAUUUUGAACCAAUUAAAUUAACAAAUGAAACCAAUAAUGAUUUAAAAAAUGAGAAUAAUUUUGAUGUUAAUGAAAUAGAAUCAAAUAAUUUAAGAAAUGAACAAAAUGAGUUAUCUGAAAAACAGUCUAUUCAGAAGAAUACAAAUGAAUCUAUAGAAUAUAAUAUUUCAAAAGAUAUACAUGAUAAAUUUUAUCGUUUCAUAUCAUUGAACUGUGAUUCUAAUGUCUCAACAGAUUUAUUAUAUGAACUAGUGGAAAAUUCAAACAGAACUUCUAAAAACAAAAUUAAGUGUGAAAAUUCAUUAGAUAUGGAAACAGAACUUCUUGAAGAUAACUUUAAUAAUUUAGUUGAAGAGAAACCUAAAUUUCAUUUACUUAAAGAUUCAAGUUAUGAUAAAAAUAUUUCUUCUCAAUCUGAACCAGAGUAUAAAUAUGAAAAUGUAAAUGGAAAUAUAGUUAAAAAAGAAGAAAUUCAUGAAAAUAUUACUAAAGAAACAGCCAAGUAUGAAGAAGCUAUUCCAUACAGAACUGAAUAUUCAUUUAUUAUUAAUAUGAGAGAAAUAGGUAUACAAGUUUGCAGUCUUCAAAUGAAUGAAAUUGGAACUCAAAUAGAAGAAUCUGAUAGAGAAUAUUUUUAUAGAAAAGAAACAAAUCAAAGUAAUAAAAUUGACAUUGGAAUUCAGACUGAUUCAAUUGAAGAAAGUAUUCCAGAAAAAUUACAAGAAUUAGAAUUGACUGUGGCUGAAAUGAAGGAUGUUAAAAAACAACAUAUGAAUGUGGCAUGUGAUAUGGCUGAUAAAUUAAAUUUAAUAUCAUUAAGAGAAAGUGAACUUAAAGCCAAAUUAAAAGAAACAGAAGAAGAGAAAGUAAGAGAAUUGGAGUUAAUAAAAUCAGAAUGGAACGAAUUAGAAAACAAAUAUAAAGAAGAAAUUCUUGCGUGGCAAAAAAAUGCCGAAAAGCAAAGUUAUGUCAUACAUCAACUUCAGAUCCAUUUUGAACAAGCACAGCAUUUAAUUUAUGAAAAAGAUGUAGAAAUAACUGAAAUGCAAAGAAUAAUUUCAGGCAAGUUUUCUAUUAAAUUAUUAGUAUUAUAG